AACCUCUUCCAGUUUUCCUCUCUCCCCCCUUGUAGAAAUCUAGCUUUUUUAUUCUUUCUUCUUGGUUUUCCUUUCCCUUUGUAGAGAUGAAGCUCUGGUUCAUCACUGUUUUUCAUUCUUAGAUUUGGUCUCAUGGUGUAAAUCUUGAUGUUUGAGAUUCAUGUCUCCAGUCGUGAGUGAAAUACUCCGUUCGGAGUUUAUGAUAAAUUCCUCCCUUAGACGCAGGACCCAUCUUGUUCAAUCUUUCUCAGUUGUUUUCCUCUACUGGUUCUAUGUUUUCUCAUAAAUAAUCUCUCUGAAUCCUUCAUAUUACUACUAUUAUCACAAAUAAUAAUCGAAUAACUCUCUACAAUUAGUAUCUUAUUAUUGUUAUUUUUUUCAAGAUCUAAGCUGCGAUUUUGGUGUAAAAAAAAUAUGGCUUCGUCUAGUGGAAACUCCAAUUCCUCAGGUUUCAUGGUGCCGUCGGGAUCUGAAGAAGACUUGCAUCAGUUGAUGGAUCAAAGGAAAAGAAAGAGAAUGGAAUCCAACAGAGAAUCAGCAAGGAGGUCGAGGAUGAGGAAACAAAAGCACUUAGAUGAUUUAACGGCCCAAGUUACGCAGUUAGCCGAAGAUAAUAACCAGAUCCUCACAAGCAUCGCCUUCACCACCCAACACUAUCUGAACAUCGAGGCUGAGAACUCGGUCCUGAGGGCUCAGAUGAUGGAGCUGAGUCAAAGACUCGGCUCACUCAACGAGAUCCUCCGUUUUCUCAACAAUGGGGCGUAUGAAACAAGUGAUGAAAGCUUCACCAACCCUUUUAAUAUCCAUCAUCUUAACCAACCCAUCACGGCCUCUGCAGAUUUGAUGUUCGAAUACUAAAAUUUCAUGGUGUUGGUUGUCUCGUAUUCUCUUUCUUUAACUAGUAAAAUGUUAUUUAGUGUCGUCGGCACCAACGGGUAGGUGGUGUAAAAGAAUUGGCAGCCAAGGGAUUUUAAACAUGGGGUUUCGAAUUUAAAAUAUGACACAGGUGUUAUGCAUGCAUGUGGCCUUCUUUAUUAUGUAGUAUUAAUUAAUUUACUUCAUUGGUUUGUUGUCU
Molecule: messenger RNA, 1075 nt
Organism: Hibiscus syriacus
Lineage: Eukaryota; Viridiplantae; Streptophyta; Magnoliopsida; Malvales; Malvaceae
Product: bZIP transcription factor 44-like
Exons: 1
Coding region: 415-858 (147 amino acids)
Biological process (GO): positive regulation of DNA-templated transcription
Cellular component (GO): nucleus
Molecular function (GO): transcription cis-regulatory region binding; DNA-binding transcription factor activity
Source: RefSeq, a predicted model, not a curated record